AUGAGGAAUAUGGAGUUUUUCUCCGGUUGGGGGUGUACACCCAAGGCGUCCUCUCAUGCGAAGGCUUAUUCGUUGUGUGGGCCGCUUUCUCCUAUCCCCAAUGCUCGCGCAGGCAAAUCUGGACGCAGCAACGGGGAGGAGGACGAGGAGGAGGGAGCCAUCCCUGCCAAAGCACUCCUUACGUUUCGAAAUGUUGUCGGGAUGGUCGCCAUAGCACGUGACACCGGACCGGACGGGGGUGGUUCCGUCGGAGGGAGCGGCAGCAACGCGGAGCGCAAGGGCCCACACUGCAUGAUGCGGCUCGUUGGGAUCCUGUGCGAAGACGCCAUCCGCCCACUUCUCAUAGAGAGCCGCUUGCAGGCGACCCGGCAGGACCUGCACACGUCAUCAGUCGGGCCGCGGAACGAUAUGUGGACAGAGGUCACCACGCGCUUCCGAGACCCUGACCACCAGGUACACGGUCAUGGGUAGGGGAUUGAUUAGGACGGAUCGGCCGAGAACGUUGUACAUAGACAGCAGUCGAUAUGUAUGUUGACACGCAUGCCUUUUUUUUGUGGUCAUUUUAGCCAUCGUACUCAACACCUCAUGACGUCCACGGACGAUCGCCAUUGUUUUAGGUAAAAACCCAUGAGGUAUCCACCCCCAAGAGCGGGUCAACCUGCUGUUGACGUACACCGGUAACUUAUGGUGUUGUUGCUGACGCCGACGCCGAUCAUACUGCUGUAGUUGCUUCGAA
Molecule: messenger RNA, 736 nt
Organism: Ectocarpus sp. CCAP 1310/34
Lineage: Eukaryota; Phaeophyceae; Ectocarpales; Ectocarpaceae
Source: the annotation of a GenBank genome assembly